Molecule: messenger RNA, 2359 nt
Organism: Penaeus indicus
Lineage: Eukaryota; Metazoa; Arthropoda; Malacostraca; Decapoda; Penaeidae
Product: venom protease-like
Exons: 5
Coding region: 177-1445 (422 amino acids)
Biological process (GO): proteolysis
Molecular function (GO): serine-type endopeptidase activity
Source: RefSeq, a predicted model, not a curated record
AUACUGCAUAAGCGGCAGGACAUUUAGUGCUGUGUUCUUCCAAUCCAUUCAAUUUAUUCUCGUUUUCAACGAAAGAAGAAAAUAGUUCUACAGGAAGCAGUACAGACAGUAAGAGUGCCCAUGGGAAGAGAUAUUUUUUGAGACGCUACCGCUGGGAACGUGACAGAAGAGGAACAAUGAAGACUUCGUUACUCUUUAUUGCUCUCAUGGCAUCAUCUGCGACACUUGGGAUGGCUAGGGUGAGUGAGUGCGCGCGCAAGGGAGGGACCUGCAGGACUAAGACUGGAAAUGGGUGCGAGGAGCUAAGAGGAAAGUGUGGUGAUGGAGGUGUCUGCUGCAGGAAAGUCAAGCCGUCCAAACGGAGGCUGUGUCGACAGAGAAGCAGCUGUGCCAAGCAAGGAGGCAAGUGUAUACCGCGGGAGGUAACUUGCACGAAGAUAUCCAGCGAUGUCCUCUGCAAGGGGGGGAGUUGCAAGUGCUGUUUGGGGAAUAAUCCUUCUUGCGCCAUCACUCCGGGCUGCCAUCUCCGUGGAGGAUUCUGCUUCAAGAAUUCUGGAAAGGAUUUGUGCUCAGAUGGCACCAUACUAAAAAACGAGUGUGAGGGAGAAGACUGCGCCUGUUGCAUUCCAAAGACAGGUUCUUGUCGCUGUGGACUGGUUACUAACGCCCGUAUCAUAGGGGGUCAAGAGAUAUCUCCUCACUACAAAUAUCCUUGGCUUAUUGGUAUGCUUAGACCUAACAGAUACGGGGACGAAUUUUUCUGUGGCGGAACUAUCAUUAACAAGAAGUAUGUUCUAACUGCUGCACACUGUUUACUUGGUGAUGACGAUCUGCCUUUACCAGCAAAGGAAUUUCAAGUGGGGAUUGCCAACCACAAUUUCAAUUCUAAGGAUGACGACAUACAGGGUGUCACUCAGGUAGUGGAUGUGAAAAGUUACAUCAUUCAUGAGGAUUACGUCCCUCAAGAUCUUAAUGAUAACAACAAAGACAUCGCUCUCCUGCUUUUGAAAAAGUCGCUGGAUCUAACAUCACACCCGCAAAUUCAACCAGUGUGUCUGCCUUCUGACCCGGACAGGAAGUAUGAGGGAGAGACUGGGACCGUGAUAGGAUGGGGGGACACAAAGAACGGGAAAGGGGCCUAUCCAGAUGCUGCCAGGGAGGUCAAUGUACCCAUCAGGGACUGUAAAUCUGAGAUAAUAGCUGGUUCUCCAAUCACCCCACAAAUGAUGUGCGCAGGGAGGAAGAAGUCAAAGAACAAGAGCGCAAAGGGUGCCUGUUUUGGCGAUUCUGGCGGUCCUCUUUUCGUAAAUGAAGAUGGGAAAUACACCCAGGUGGGAAUUGUCUCCUUUGGGCAAAGUUGUUUCAAACCAACUGUGUAUGCUCGAGUAACUGAGUUUCUUACUUGGAUCAGUGAUAACACUCCUAAUGAGAUUUACUGCCAGUAGUGUUCCAUGGUAAAUGAACAGAGAAGGGCAUACAUCUCCAGUGAUGUAUUUGAGAGAGAUACUAUGUUCAAAUAUAAUGCGUAUUUCAUACAAGAUUGUGUACAAAUGAUUGUGUCGUCCCUUAAUGCUGUAUUCUCUGAAAAUUUAUGCAAAGUGUACUUCAUAUUUGAGUUUGAAGUAUAACUUCCUUUCAGAAUAAUAAUAAAGAAAAAAAAAACGAAGAAUAUACCUUAGAAUCAGCAAUGGUAAUGACUGAAAGCUAUUAAUACCACCAGUAUAUUAACUCUCUUCACGUGUGUCCUCGAAGCACUGAUUCCCAAGAACCUCGCUUGAAAGAGGUUUCCAGACAAGCUAAGAUAAAUAGCAAAAUAGACUUUUGACAUUUUGGCUUUUCAUUGAUAAACCCUGUACUUCCAAACACGUCUUGAGUUGGAAGAAGGUUAACAUAAUAAUCUAAUAGGAGAAAAAAAAAUCAUAUGCAUCUACAUGGUAUUUUUAAAGCUCUCUAGUCGGCGAAAAAAGGGUCUAAAACUUUGUCAGUUUUGUUUCCUGUCAGAGCCAGGUGAAAAUAGUAACUUUUCUUAGCAGUGCAAUACUGAAGAAGAGACAGUAGGAGUCUUCAGAGAUUAUGAGAAAUAUUAUCUAUUUUUGUAUGUGAAACGGGGUUCAAGUAACAUUCAGAUACAGCUGGUAUGUCGCUGAAAUAACUGAGGAGCAGCUACACUGAAUUCUAUUAAUUCUAAAGCAGUUGUUACGAUAAUGGACACGUUAUAAUCUUAAUCUGUUCUAUAUUCUGUACCAAUAUCAUCUUUUGCAUGACUUCAAGUGAUACUAUACUUUUGCUGUUUUUCUUUCAUGUUCCUUGUAUUUUGCUAUAUCUGUUGUUGUUAUAGUAAUUAAAUAUGUUACUGUUG